Molecule: messenger RNA, 3934 nt
Organism: Nilaparvata lugens (brown planthopper)
Lineage: Eukaryota; Metazoa; Arthropoda; Insecta; Hemiptera; Delphacidae
Product: leucine-rich repeats and immunoglobulin-like domains protein 2
Exons: 8
Coding region: 1925-3445 (506 amino acids)
Molecular function (GO): protein binding
Source: RefSeq, a predicted model, not a curated record
CACGUUGUCUUUUUCGUACCCCACACCAGUUUGACGGGGAAAUUUGGUCAAAAACACAGUUGAACGCGUUCAUGAUUUUCCAUUAGUAUUUCAGGAAAGUUUGUGACCCCAGCCUGAGAGUUGAAUCCUUGUAGAAUAGGACUGAUUUCAUCCUAGUUCAGUGAGGAGGUGUUGAAGGAAUCAUUUAUUAGAUUCUUUAUUAUUGAGCUGGUGAUACAAUAUCCCCAACAAUAUUAUAAGUGAAUGCAUCCGAUGAGGAAUAUCUAUUGAAGAUCGCUUGUAGAGAAUCUCUUCCACAGAACUACAACGUUUUUCAACAAUAGUCUUAUUUGACGAAUAACUUUCUGAAUCGGGGAGGUAUUUAGGAAUAGUUUUCGGAGCUUGUAUAAUUGUGUUCCAUGUGAGGAAGUCGUUUGGGAUAUUUCAAAUAGGCCCACGUGGAUUCAAGGAUCAUUCCAGCAAUAACGAUCAAUUGAGUGACAGUUAUUUACUGAUUAUCUGACAAAGACAACUUUGCAAUAGCUGAGGAAAGUUCAUUUAUCAGAAGAAGAGAAAGGAUUUACUCUAGUUUCAGAUAUAUACAAAGGACAUCAUCUACCGAUAUCCACCACUCAACUUGAAGCUCUUCUACACCAUCCCAUGACAGUGUAUCAGUGAUCAAGAAGCCAGUGUUAAAAAAUCUUAUCAUUUCAUACAACAUAUCAACCAUCGUGACCCCCAUUUCAGUCAUUGUAACACUAAAACAUAUCAAAAACAUCGUGAAUACACUCUCAAUUGUAACGCUUGAAACAAUAUUGCUAUACUGGAAAUCCACAAUUCUAAUUGCAACAACAUAUUGUGAUUAAAUUUUAACUUUUAACACUUUCAAGAAUACUGUUACUGGGAAUUCACAAUUUCAACUGCAAUACCAUAACAUUUCAAUACAAUUUCGUUACAGUUGUAGAAAACAUUGCAACAUUGUUACUGUAAUUUCAGUUGUGAGACCUUGAUCAAUAUUGUUACUGGAAUUCCAACUGUAACUCUAUCAAAAAUAUUGUUACUGAAAUUUCAAAUUUCCAUUCAACCCUGUAAAAAUCAGCCUAUUGUUACAUACCAGUUGUGAGACGGUCAACAUAACAAUAUUGUUACUAGAAUUCCAACUGUAACACUAUCAAAAAAAAAUUUACAAGAAUUUCAAAUUUUCAUUAAACCCUGUAAAAAAUAGACUACUCGAGUUUUAAUAGUUUCACACCAUAACGUUAUCAGUGUUUUAGUGGAGUGAAGGAUAGGUAACACCAUAAAUCAUACUGGAAUUUGAAUUCCAAUUUCUCAUUCAACACUAUCAAAAAUAGCGUUUUGUCACUGAAAUUUCAAUUUUCCAUUCAACACUAUCAAAAAUAGCGUAUUGUCACUGAAAUUUCAAUUUUUCAUCCAACACUAUCAGAAAUAACCCAUUGUUACAAGAGUUUCAAUAAUAAAUUGUGAAACUAUAACGUUGUCAGUGUUUCAGUGGUAUCAAAUACAGCCUUUUGUCGCUGAAAUUCCAAUUUUUCAUCCAACACUAUCAGAAAUAACCUAUUGUUACGGGAGUUGUUUCGAUAAUAUUGUAAAACCAUAAACCAGUUUUCAGUGUUCUAGAGUUGUUUAGGGACUAUAACGUUGUCAGUGUUUCAGUGGUAUCAAAUACAGCCUAUUGUCACUGAAAUUUCAAUUUUUCAUCCAACACCAUCAGAAAUAACCUAUUGUUACAGGAGUUGUUUCGAUAAUAUUGUAAAACCAUAAACAAGUUUUCAGUGUUCUAGAGUUGUUAAGGGUAUCUAAAGUCUGUGCAACGUUAAUUGUUACAGAAUUUUCAACACUUGUAAAACCAUAAACCAGUUUCCAGUGUUUUGGAGGUGUUUAGGAUAUCUAAAGUUCGUGCAACGUUUUAUGUGAUUUUACAACGAUGGCUCCAAGUGAUCAAGCUUCACCAGUGAAAUUUAGCAACCUCAUCACAGUGACCCUUUUCCUUCUGAUCAGUUUGGCAAUAACCGUAACUGCGCAGGCGCAACAAACCUGUCCAACUCCACACGACAUCGAGCCAUGCUCGUGUAUUGUGAAGAAAAAUGGUCUCGACAUUCUCUGCGAGUUCACGGAUCUCUUUCACAUCACUAGAGCCAUGGCUUUCCUCAAGGGAAAACCUAACAUGGUGAUAUUCUACCUGAAGUUGCGACACAACAAUCUGCCCAAGCUGCAGAGUUUUGUGUUCCUGGGCAUGGAUAUCAGACACCUCACCGUGCACAACAGCAGUUUGGCGGUGGUGGAAGAGUCGUCUCUCAGUUCCAUGGGUCAAGGACUCACCCAACUGGAUCUAUCACAGAACUGGCUGAAUUCAGUGCCAUCCAGUGCUUUGAAAAAUCUCCACCAUCUGCUUAUCCUGAAUCUAAAUCACAACAAGAUCAGUGCCCUACACGCCAAGGCCUUCGAGGGUUUGGAUACACUCGAAAUCCUCAUCCUAUUCGAGAACAAGAUCACCACCAUAGAUCCUGACACAUUCAAAGGCAUUGAAAAGAAGCUGAAAAGAUUGAACCUGGCUGGCAACGAAUUGAAUUCCGUGCCACAAGCCGCUCUAUCCAUUCUCUACAAUCUCAGGAAGCUGGAGCUCCAUGAAAAUUCCAUAUCUACUGUUUCGGAAGGGGACUUCGAAGGAUUGGACAAUCUCGACUCGCUGGGUCUAUCCUACAACCAUCUGAGAGAAGUGCCAGCUAGAGUAUUCUCGCAUCUGAAACAGCUCAACUCACUCGAGAUUGAAGGCAACGCAAUCGCUAAGAUAGACGAAGAUGCUUUUGUCGGAUUGGAAGAGAAUCUUCAGUAUUUGAGACUUGGAGACAACAAUCUACACGCGAUACCAAGCGACGCCCUCAGACGUCUUCACAGAUUACGUCAUCUGGACCUCAGAGCCAACAACAUCUCCUACGUCUCAGAGGAUGCCUUUAACGUAUUCGGGGACUCCAUUACAUUCCUCAAUCUCCAGAAAAAUGACAUCAAAGUUCUGCCAGCCAUGGUAUUCGACAACUUGAACUCACUGGAGAAUCUAAACCUGCAGAACAACAAACUGAAACAUAUUCCGGAAGAUGUGAUGGAGCCAGUGGUUGAUACUUUGCGAAUUGUCGACGUCAUGGAUAACCCGUUAGUCUGCGACUGCCAGCUGCGCUGGUACGGAGACUGGCUUCGCAACCUGAAAGGCAAAGAUGACGAUUUCAUGCAGAAGAAACGCCUACUUUGCACCAUGGUUCAUGAACACCGCGAGUACAUGGUGCAAAAAUUGCCACUCGACAAGAUGAACUGCAUCGGCAAGAACCUCAUUGGACGAGCGUCAUCCUCGUCCUCUGACAACGCUGACGUCACGUUUCAUGGUUGGCAAUACUUCGUGACGUCAUCACUUCUGCUAGCUACCAAUCAUCUGUAUGUCCAGUUCUGUUACUGAUACUAAAAUUUCUGAAUCCCUAUGAUUUUGUAUCAUAAAUAGUUGGCAAGAAAAUGAAGGCUUUCAAUCGGUAUAAACAAAAAGUAUUAAUUGGAAAAUACAAAGAAAAUUAGCCAAGAAAAUUAUGCCCCGGUUUUUCUUAAUAGUCUACUCCUACAGUCUGGUUUAAUAUUAACUACUGAUGUAGAAUACAAAUACUAAUUGCUGAAUCCCUAUGAUUUUCUUAUCUGUAAUCAAAGGAAAUUGGUUGGCAUGUGAGUGGAAAUUUUCAAAUGGAAAAAUGUAUGCAUAAUUUUUGUUACCAAAAAAAUGUUCCCAUUGAAAUCUAUGCCUUGUUCCCUGGAAUCUAUUGAGCAUUUUUUCAAUAGGGUUGUGCAUGUGUGAGAGAAUUCCAAACUGGAUAGAAAAAUAAUGUAGAAGGCUAUUCCCUAUUUUAAAUCUAUCAAGGAUUCAAUAAACCGAUUGACAUGGUGUGUAAAGUUUUAAAAA